Molecule: messenger RNA, 216 nt
Organism: Monoraphidium neglectum
Lineage: Eukaryota; Viridiplantae; Chlorophyta; Chlorophyceae; Sphaeropleales; Selenastraceae
Exons: 2
Coding region: 1-216 (71 amino acids)
Source: RefSeq, a predicted model, not a curated record
AUGUGGAAGGGCCUGUACGGCUGCGGCGGCCAGGCGGACCAGCUGACGUGGAGCGACGCGACAACCACCUGCACCUCCAUGUGCGGCGCGAAGCAGGGGGAGCUGGACCUGUGCGGCAUGCGGGGCGUCGGCCACGACCUCAACAACCCCUUCCAGGGCUACCCCUUCACAGUGGCCUGGGACUUCCUGAAGGUCCACGACUACGAGCCCCGCUGA